GGAGGAGCUUGACAUCAGGAGUGAACUACUUAACGCUGAGGACAGAGUGAAGGAGACACAGUAAACAUGGCUCUCCAACAGGCUGUGUCUGUCUUAACCGUGACAAUCCUUCUCCUGUGCACAGGAUGUCGAUCAGCGUUGACCUGCGGCCAGGCUCCCAUGAACACCAGGAUCAUAGGAGGUCAAACUGCGACUCCAGGAGAUUGGCCCUGGCAGGUUUCUUUGGUCAUGGACGGAGCGCACGGAUGUGGGGGGUCACUGAUUAACGACCAGUGGGUGAUGACAGCUGCACACUGCAUUACAGGGUCAGGAAGUGAUGUAACGGUUUACCUGGGGCGCUUUAACCAAUCAGGUCCAAACCCCAAUGAAGUGUCACGGACCAUCGCUCAGGCCGAGUGUCAUCCGUCAUACGACACCCUGACCUACGAGAACGACAUAUGUCUCCUGAAGCUGUCGUCACCUGUGAACUUUACCGACUACAUACAACCUGUUUGUUUGGCUGAUGCAAACAGCAUCCUCCACUCUGGGGUCAGCACCUGGGUCGCUGGUUGGGGCAACACCCGCCCUAAUGGGUGGAGCGCCUCCGACACCCUGCAGGAGGCUAAUCUGGAUAUAGUGGGAAACAAAGAGUGUCAGUGCAACAGCAUAUAUGACAUCACGGACAAGAUGAUCUGCGCUUGGGUCAGAGCGGGCGGAAUUGACUCAUGUCAGGGAGACUCAGGGGGCGGACUGGUGACAAAGGUUGGUUCAGGCUGGGCCGCGGUUGGAAUCGUGAGUUUUGGUGACGGCUGCGCUAAGCCCAACGUCCCAGGGAUCUACGCCCGUGUGUCAGAGUACAUGGAAUGGAUCAGCAUCAUCACCGGCAGUGACGAACCAGGCUUUGUUAACGUUUCCUCCACCGGAGUCGACAAAGACUCAAACUUUACCUGUUCAACCACAGCACCACCGACCACUUCCUCUACUCACCCAUACACCCACCCUCACACCCACCCCCCAACCACCAUCCAUUCCACAACCGACGAUAAGAGCAUUUUUGGCGGUGGUGAAAAUCUGAUCCACUUCACUCACUUCACCUCACUCUGGGUUCUUGCUCUAUCGGUCUAUGGACUGGUCGGUCAUGCAUAACAUGGAAAUGUGACACUACCGCAUGUGUCGCUAAUCUUAUUGGCUGCAAGAGUUAAUGCAUAACUACUCUGUGUGAUGUCAUUUCGUGUGAUGUCAUUUUGUCAUGAUGACUUCAUUCCUGACAUAUGAUGAUGAAAUCAUACAAGCUUUAGGUUAGAGUCCUGCACACACAUCUUUACAAAUGCAUUUUCCAACUCCUCCUCUCCGUCACUGAUCAUAUGGAGAAUCAACUUCUGGUCAAUAUAACCUUUGGAUUGUGUCUUUAUAAUUUGCAGAGAUAUUUUGGAAAGGGAUUUUUUUUUUUUAGAUGAUAUAUUUGUUCAUCUUUGUCUGAUCAGCUCCAAGAGUUGAUCCAAAAAAAAUGUGUUAGGUGAAAAUCUGUCAGUGUGUUGAGUAAUUUAUGCCGAUGCUGAUUCACAGGGUAAAUAAACUGAAACGUUUCUCAUGGAACGUGAAGUCAUGUUAAUCACAAACUGUUUGACUUGGAAUAAAACGGACGUUGAUUGGUCGAA
This is a messenger RNA of Pleuronectes platessa (European plaice), 1637 nucleotides long. Its product is annotated as chymotrypsinogen A. Gene Ontology annotation, biological process: proteolysis. Gene Ontology annotation, molecular function: serine-type endopeptidase activity. The record is from RefSeq and is a predicted model, not a curated record. NCBI's taxonomy places the organism in Eukaryota, Metazoa, Chordata, Actinopteri, Pleuronectiformes, Pleuronectidae. Bases 67 to 1125 code for a protein of 352 amino acids. The transcript is spliced from 6 exons.